This is a messenger RNA of Nicotiana tabacum (common tobacco), 764 nucleotides long. The record is from RefSeq and is a predicted model, not a curated record. NCBI's taxonomy places the organism in Eukaryota, Viridiplantae, Streptophyta, Magnoliopsida, Solanales, Solanaceae.
UCUUAACACACCCCACGUUUCACAGCUUCAUGCCAAGAAUGUAGGAUUCUUUUAAUCUCAAGAAAAUGGAGAGUUGAUUGACUUGGAUAUGAUAUUUAUUGACGAAAAGAUGUGGUGCGUUGUUUGUGCGGAGUUGGAGACAUGGAGACUGCUGGCUCGAGGUGGAAAAAAAGGGGCAUCCAUAUUAUUACUGAUUAGUGAGGUUAGCUUCGCCACCAGCUACGCAAGCAAAAUAUAUGUGAAUCUCAAUGUAGACUACAUAAUUUCUUUGAUCCAAAAGUUUGCGACCAUGUCUGCUGGAGUACAAACUAUUGAACGCUCUAAUGUUAACAACAUUCCGAUUGAGGAAGAGAUGUUUUUGAACAGGAUGAACAUCAAGGAGUUGUUGGAUUAUGACUGGAGUCCUGAACUAGAGGGAAAAAGCUUAUUGGGGGAUGAAAAAGAACCAGAGGAGCGACAGUCAAAAAGAUUAAUAAAAAAAAGAACCAAACAGGCUGCCGAUGUCUCAUUGGAUAACUUGGAACACUCUGGCAAAGAUCAACAUGUUAAUGAUGUUGUAAAGAAUAGAAAGAGAAGAAACAUAAUCAUAGAUGACGAUGAAUUUAGCGAUGGAGACACCAAUAUUUGCAAACAGAAGAGUCUUUAGCAUUGCUUCUAGCAUAUUGUGUUAGCUUAAAUAAAAGUGUUUGGACUUCUUUUACUUUUCUGUUUAGUGUCAACAGUAGAUAUGCAUUAAUGAAUUUGUCUGUUAUUGUCAUUUAACU